Messenger RNA from Blastocystis hominis, 369 nucleotides. RefSeq lists its product as hypothetical. NCBI's taxonomy places the organism in Eukaryota, Bigyra, Opalinata, Blastocystidae. The record is from RefSeq and is a predicted model, not a curated record. Bases 1 to 132 code for a protein of 43 amino acids. The transcript has a single exon.
AUGCAAUCAAAACCCUCGGCGCUUGAAGGGUUGAAGAAGUUAGUUCGGGAUUGUUACAAAGAUUCUUAUGAAUCAUCAAAGCGAAUAUAUGUAGAUGACAUGUCUGGCAUUUACAUAGAAUUUAAUCACUAAAACAACAACAACAACAACAACAACAACAACAACACAGCUAAAAAGAAAAGAAGGCAAGAAUACAUCAUGUACAUUAUAUUACUCUCGUACCUUAAAUCUAGAUUUCUUUAUACAACUAGGAACUGCACGUAAAUGAAGCAGCGGAAGUUUUCUUAGAUUUUCCGGUUGCAAAUGUACAUCAUUAAAGUUUUGGGGCAAAUAAAUCUAUAUGAUUAAUAUUAUCCAUGCUCUUUUCUA